AUGCAUGCCUCAACACCAAUUUGUAACGAACGCGUCAUUGAACAUCAACCACAAUCACCUUGUAAAUCUCGUCAUUUUACGGCCAUAGAAGGGAUUCCGUCAACUUAUAUCCUCGAGAAACUUCAUCAAUUAGGUCCAAGAUAUUUUGGUGAUAAAUCAACAGCAUUCGUUGAACUUUAUGUCGAAGGAAUUGAGAAACCAUUUUGGAUCCAUGAAGAAUAUCUCGUCCUUCAGUCUGUUUUCUUUCAAGAAUCCCUUCAAAACGUUACUUCCGGGGAUGUGAUUACUAUCAACGUACCUUCUCCUGAUACCUUUGAACCCAUUCUACGAUACUUAUAUGACGGUGACGCUGAUAAGUGGUAUGAUACAUUUACUUUGGAAAAUUACUAUGAUGUCUGGCAAAAUAUUGAAUUUCUCGGGUUGGGAAUUGAAGCUCAAGCUAUUUGUCUCGCCUAUUAUCAAAAGGAGGUUGAGAAACUUUUAGAUGAGGAAAUGGUUGAAGACGAUAUGGAAGAUUAUAUUCGUUAA
Molecule: messenger RNA, 528 nt
Organism: Funneliformis caledonium
Lineage: Eukaryota; Fungi; Glomeromycota; Glomeromycetes; Glomerales; Glomeraceae
Source: the annotation of a GenBank genome assembly